CCCAGGUCCUCAGAGCAGAGAGUCCCGAAACUUCUGGAGAGGGGUAGGAUACGGGUCUGAGCAGACCAGAGUCCGGAGGGAGUCAGACAGGAUCUUAAAACCACACCUUGAACCGGACUUUACUUUCAUUUAACCUCGGACAAGAAGGAGCGUACAAGGACUCGGUUGGACUCGUCUUUGUUCGGCUUCGUUCGCUCCAGCCUCGGAUUAAACAAAAAAAAAAGUUCGGUUUUUACAUUUUGGCAUUUUUCGGGUUGUUUUGUUGAACUAUUUUUUUUUUAAGUUUGCUGAAGAAGAAGAAGCUCAACACCUCACAGCUGACUGACGAAAAGUUGCGCAACCGACCCGACAAUAAUAACCAGACAAAGACGUCAUCACCGUAGCCUACAGUCAGGCUCCAGUUCUCCCAGUAUCAACACAUCAUCUACUGGAUCCACCAGUCCGACUUCAAACUUCUUUUUAAAUGGUAUCUCCACAUAAAGUUCUGCUCCAAAACUAGGCGGACCCUCAGUAACCAUCUUUGACUCUAACGUGGUUUCUCCUGGAUCUUACUGGUUUCCUGUUGAGUCAGUCCGGACCAGAGAACAAGAUGAGCAUGGGCGUGGCCACAGCGAGGUCUCAGAAGUGUCUGAAGAGGUUACUGGACGAGCCCCAAGAAAAUUUACCCAAAUGCAAAGUUCCCCGUUUGGCUCCCCCGCCUCCGACCACAGGCAUACCACCGUACCUGAGGUCCAGAAGCCCCGCCCCCAAGUCUGACCAGAGCCAAUCCCCAACCAGAGUGGGGCCGUAUAUCCUGUUGGAACGCUGUGACGGGGAGGAGACUUACAGGGCCUCGCACGCACAGACUGAGCAGCAAUACACCUGUCAGGUGAUUCCUCUUCAUGGUUACCAGGAGCGCUUAGCUGCCUACACCCGGAUCGGUCCCCAUGACAAUAUCUGUGGCCUGCAGGACGUGGUGGUCGGACAGGAUAGCGUGUACGUCUUCCUGUCAGGUCACCAUGGCGACAUGCACGCGUACGUGAGAAGCAGGAAGCGCCUGGGCGAGGAGGAGGUGGGGCAUCUGUUCGCUCAGAUGCUGAGCGCCGUGGCGCACUGUCAUCAGCACGGAAUCGUCCUGAGAGACCUGAAGCUCCGCAGGUUCGUCUUCACCGACAAGUACAGGACCCGUCUCGCUCUGCUCGGCCUAAACGACUGCGUCCUCCUCCGCGGUAAACACGAGGACGACUCUCUGACGGACAGACACGGCUGCCCCGCCUACGUCAGCCCCGAGCUGCUGACCAACGGGAUAGGCUCUUACUCGGGCCGUGCCGCAGACAUCUGGAGCCUGGGCGUGUCUCUGUUCACCAUGCUCAUUGGACGAUACCCGUUUCAGGACACUCAGCCCGCCGCGCUGUUCGCCAAGAUCCGCCGCGGCUCAUUCAGCCUGCCUGAUUGGCUGUCGUCGCGGGCCAAGUGUCUGAUCGGCUGCAUGUUGAGGAAGUUGCCCGCGGAGAGGCUCGAGGUGUCCGAGCUGCUGAUGCACCCGUGGCUGACCAAUCCCAGGACGCCACAUCACAACGGGCAAAAGACGCAUCACAGCUCAAACAAAACGGCACAAAACAAAGACGAGGACGACGACCAGGUGGUGCCAACGUGGACUGAAAAACACUAACAGACAUGUGUUGUUCUCUACUUGUGAGGACCUCCUAAACAAACACCCACUUAAACUUCAGCGCCACAGCUAACCGACCCUGAAACUAAAUCUGACUCCAAUUAAAAUGUGAUGAAGGUUUUCUACAGAUUUAGCACCCAAUGCAUCAACCAGAUAAAAUUAAACCCCCCCUACCCCCAAAGUUUAUUUUUUAUUAUCAUGUGAUGAUUAACAGAGCAGUGCCAUGUUUUAAUCCUGAUGGUAUCGGACGAGUUUAUCAGAAUCACAAUCAGGAUAGAAAAUAUGGUAUCUGUCUUCACAUCUCUAUUCCGGACAAAAUCUCCUCACAGCCCGUCAAAAACAAAUUCUCAAUUAUUUUAAAUUGAAGUGAAAUUGGUCCUCACAAAGAUAGAAAUACAAUUGCAGACACACACACACGCUUCCAAACAGUCUGAUCCUGGAUUACUUGACCCCACCCUCAGGUGCCUUUCACUCACUGCAGCUGCGUCUCAAAUCAAGCCCCGCCUCUUUUGAAAGGGAUGUGACCAAUGGAAAUAAUUUUCUGUUCAGGUGCUUUUUGUAAACUCAUUUAUUGGACAACUCUUGUAAAAAGAGGGAGAGAGACUAAAGACGUAUCCAUUCUAACAACAAUAUCAAAUCAUUUCUAUUUAAAUAGGUUCAUAUCGACUCCCUGAGCACAGCGCAGGUUCAAUUCGAAGUGGACUUUGAAGGAGGCGGAGCUUGAAUCGGGAUGCAGUUUCUUCCUCUCCGUGUUUACACUACCUGGUUGCUCUUUAAGACUUAAAGUGAAGGAUCGAUCAGUAUUUUAGAGUCGACGUAUUUCUCUGUGAAAACACACAAGCAGCCACCAAAGCUACUCUGCUGUAAACUCCGCUUCGGUCUGAUCGUCCUUUUUGACGAUCACGGUUUAAUGGAAGUCAAAUGAUUGUAUGUACAUUGUGUUGAAUGUAUGAUUCAGUAUCGGGUAUCUCAAGAUUAAAACUUUACUCACUCUGAAGGUUUUUAAAUGGAGAACAUGAUAACCUGAAUUAAAAACAGUUUAUUCUGGACACAACAUGUUCAAUAAAUGUUCUCUUGAUAUUUUAUUUGGCCUACCCUCCUCUAAUAAAACUGAGAAAUGCAAACAGGUUCAAUCUGGGGAGCGUUUUCAUCCACUGUUUGAUGAAAGCACAAAAUGUUUUGCACCAACUGAAGUCCAAAAAUAACAGAAGAGGUGAAUGUACGAGCAUGUGAACACUACUCAUGUCAACCUGAAACUUCAUUUGAAGUGUGAAGGAGCUAAAAUAAUAAGCCCAAGGUUUUGAAUUCAAAAGUAAACUUUGUAAUCUUGAGAUUUCUGGGUUAGAGCGUUCCUUUGUGUUUCAUUUGACUGACUUCUCAUAACCCGCCCGGCCUGCAGCCAGCGGACAGGAUGCCUUCUUCUGAAUCUGUCGUUCAGACCUCAUGCACAACUGAAGAAAUAAUAAAGAUGUUUUACUAAA
Messenger RNA from Labrus mixtus (cuckoo wrasse), 3132 nucleotides. It is a transcript of the gene trib3, whose product is annotated as tribbles pseudokinase 3. Gene Ontology annotation, cellular component: nucleus. The transcript is spliced from 4 exons. Gene Ontology annotation, molecular function: protein kinase activity; mitogen-activated protein kinase kinase binding; ATP binding. Gene Ontology annotation, biological process: positive regulation of proteasomal ubiquitin-dependent protein catabolic process; protein phosphorylation; regulation of MAP kinase activity. Lineage: Eukaryota; Metazoa; Chordata; Actinopteri; Labriformes; Labridae. The record is from RefSeq and is a predicted model, not a curated record. The coding region runs from base 590 to 1651 and encodes 353 amino acids.